GUUCCAAAGUCCCCCUGCACCCUGAGCAGUGGGAGCACGUGGGCCCCCACUGCCACAAGGGCCAUGUUGCCACCAUGGCUGGACAUUUGGCUGCACAAGCAGCCACUGGCAUGCCCCACACACCACUGGGAUGUGCCAGUGCAGUGGCUGCUGCUGCACAAGCUGCUUGUGCAUUCACAAGCAGUGUAGGUACAAGCAAGACCUCAACUCAUCUAGUCCUUUGGCUCCCCUUUGUGAAAUGGGGAUCAGAGCACUUGUUUUGCAGAGGGGCCCUGCAGUUCGGUUCCUGAAUAUAAAGUGGUUUGAGCUGCUGUGGUGGAAGGUGCUGGGAAUGGACAAAGGGGCACCAAUGGCCCAAAACUGACGGAGCCCCAAGCAGUGUUCUCACCCAGUUGCACUGUGUUUGCUAAGCCAAGUGUGUAAUCGGCACACACGGGAGACAUGUUGGCUUGGGCUGUGUCACUCACAGCAGCUCAGAGCACUCUCACUGCGAGCUCGCGCUCCCCAAGAGGGGCUGUCAGCGUCUGCGCAGCCACGGAGGCCGGGUGAGGAGCAGGCGAGGAUGGAGCUGGCGGCGGCGGAAGCGCGAGAUGGGUAUCAUCAGCACACAGCCAUGGCGCCGUCCUCGGAACAGAGAACAUCCAAACCUCCCUCCUCCCCCCACCCCUGCCCGCCAGCUCUCCCAAAUGAAGUCCCAGCUUUGUUUUCCUGAUUUCCAUUUUGUAUCCUAAAAUAUUCACUCCAAGUUCCGCUUGACAGACAGCCCUAAUCUAAUCUCCAUGUCUGCUUUCUAAUUUUCGCAGCCGGGAUAAAACAAAUUGGCUGGCGUUAAUUGCCUGUGCAGCGGCCUGGAGCUCUGAGCCGUGAUUUACGAGCUCGGAGCAGGCGCUCUGCAACACAUUUUUCUUAAUUUAUUUUUAAUGAGUCUCUCAAUUAAUUUUCUUGGAAACAUCUUAAUGAUGUUGGAGGCGGGUGUUAAUGAGGUUUGUACCAGUGCCUCAUUUUGCAUAUUUUAAAGUUCUGAAUGGCAUCAUGAGCAAACUCCUGGUCCUAAAACAGAAAAAAGGUUAAGGCUAGAGAGUGGCACCCACCUGGGCUGACACUGCUGCCCUGGCUGAGGCUGAGGGGCAGCAUGGGCCAGUUGGUGACUGUGAACAUUGCGAGGCUGAAGCCAGUUGAGCUCACAGGGAUGGCAGGACUUCGGCAGCAUGGUGGGGCCGAGGGGCCACACUGGGGCAUGGCUGGUGGCCAGAUGCUUCUUAAGAGGCAGAAUGAAAGCCUGGACUCUGGACACUGAGACCUCCAUGCUGGCAUCCCCCAUGUUGUGGACAUCCCAUCCCCUGCAUCCCCCUGGCCAGACCCUUUGGGUAGGAGCGCCCUGGGACACAGGAUGGGGCUGCCUGGGGCUGGCAGCUGUUGGGUGCUCCAGGGUGUCUCUGCUGGCCCACAGGGUCCCCAGUAAUUGCUGGUGUAUGUGUGCCAGCAAGAGGCAGCGGCAGGAUCGCCUUUGUUUUCUCCCAGCAUGUCAGUCUUCAUUAAACCAGAGGGGAAUGAAAAAGGAUUCACUUUUGUCCCAGCCUGAACGCGGCAGCUGUUUAAUUUCAAUUAACGUGGCACUGAAAAGAAUAACAUUACGGUAGUAAUUAAAGUGAGACAACUCCCACCCCCAGGACUGCGGCUCACCCAGCAGAGGGGCCAAUUUGACCACCCUGUCCCCUCAGCACUAGUCAAGCUUAGGUGGGCAGCUGUGGGUCAGGGCUGCGGGGCUGCCCCACAGGCUCAUAGAGAGCUGGAGCAGGGUCAAGCCCUUCCAGACAGGCACUGCCCACAGCUCAUCACGGUGUGGCACAUGUGUUGGUACAAUGCAGCAUGGCAUUGCAUAUGGCACAAUGCAACAUGGCGCAGCACAGCACACAGCACGAGGCUCUGUACCCCAGGAUGCUCUGUGCCCCAUGGAGGCUCUGUGCCCCAGCUGUCGCUGCCUGAACAAGACUGAAAUCCCUUGCAACUGGCAGAAAUUAUGGUCAAAUUGUUGUGUUCUGGCCGGGGGGGUCAGCAGCCCUGUUAGCAGAACUGUUGGUGCUGCGCCUGCUCCCACCGCCUGUGGCUGCAACCCGCUGGUGGAGCAGGUCGUCAUAGCAACCGAUGAUUUCUAUUAUGGUACAUCUGCAUUCACCUUCUGGGCCCAGCCUGGCCUUGGAAAUUUCCAGUUAAAACACUUACCUGUGAAACUGCACUGAGUGUCAGCAAGGGACAGCACACAGCACAGGGAGCCCUGUGGCACCGGCACAGGCCAGCGGCAAGUCUGUGCCCACACUCAGGGUGCUGCUGGCCCUCAGAGACCCGUUCUGCUUCUCUGAGCACCCGGGCACUGUGGAGUGGCCCCAGGCAGGGCGAGUCUACCGGCCACACACACGCUCAGCCUUCUCUGGGCACACUCAGCCUCUGCUGGGGCCUGUGGCCUGUGGCUCCACCAGGACGUGCCCCUGCAGUGGGUCUCCCCGGCCCUGCCCUGAGCACGGGGUGCGAAGCAGAGGGGCCACACUGGGGAGGCUGCUGUGUCUGGCUGUCCCAGGGCACAGCCCCAAGUGUGGCACCACUGCUCACCCCGCUGCCACCCAGCCCUGGCUGCAGGCCUGUGGCGUGUCCUGGGACCAGCCGCAGGCUGAGUACAGCCUGAGGACAGGGCAGGGGCAGUGUGAGGGUGGCAAGGCCCCGCCAUGGCAGGAGGGUGUUGCCGUGCCCUGGCCCAGUUCUGAGGAUGAUGCCCAGAACCUGGUGACCUCAUGGUGGCAGACAGGGAAGUGCCACAGCGUGCUAGGGACACAGAGCGGUGAGGAGGAUCAUGGCCCAGGAAGACCGCGGUGAGGACUGGCUACCGGGGGCAGAAGAGACAACACCAGAGCUGAGCGACUCCAUCCAGCAGCUUCAGCAGGAGACAGAGGCCUGGCAGCCCCAGAGCCAAAGGCAAUCGUUGGUGCUGGAGCCACAGCCUGGGGAGCCCAGAGUAUGCCAGGAUACACAGCAGCAGGAGCUGGAGCCAGCUGAUGUACUGGCCACGAUACAGGCACUGCAGCGGGACCUGGACUUCUGCAGGGAUGUGAACCGCAAGCGACUGGCCCAGCUGCAGCAGCAGGAGUGUGAAAUGGAGCAGGAGCACCAGGACUUGGUCUCUCUGAUGCAGCAGUGCCACGUGCUGAUAGACAAGGUCAGUGAUGCACCUUUCCACCUGAAGGACCAAGCAGUGCAGACAGAGGUCACCUCCAAUGUGGCUGCCCACAGCCAUUCUGUCACCAGCCACAAUAUCCCAGUGGAGAGCAGAAAGCUGCUCAAGCAGCUGGGGACACAGGAGAACCAGGGCCCGCAGCACAGCCCAGCUCAGCUGAAGGAGCAGUUGGGAGCCACCGAGGCCCAGAAGAAGCAGAGUCUGCACCAGCUGAGUGGAGCUGAGGAGACCAUCCAAGGCCCCCACCAAGAAGUGGUAGAGCUGCAGCAACAGCUUUGCGGGCAGGUGCAGGACACAGCCAACCUGCAGGAAGAACUGGCCCAAGCCUGGCGAGAGAGCACCAAGCAGGAGAAAAAGAUCACAGUCCAUAAGACACAACGGCAGCAGCUCCAUCAGGGGCUGAGGAAGAGUUCUCAGCAACAGAGCAAGCCAGAGGAGAGGCUGCAGGACCUGAGCAGACAAGCCCAACACUGGCAGCAGCUACAUGUGGACAGUGAGAGAGCUCUGGCUCUGCGAGAAGAGGAGCUGGUUGUCUGCAAGGUGGAGCUGGCUUUCCUUAUGGAAGAGCUCAGCAAGGUGACAGAGCAGGUGGAGGAUACAAACAGGCAUUCAAGACACGCCAGGCAGGAUGCAGGAGAACCCACAUCUCACAGUCAGAACACCUGAGCAGCCCCACAAGUGUCAGCAGCUGAAAAAGUUCUACAGGGCAACAACCUGACAGCACCAGCCUUGCACAAUUCUGCAGAGCUGCCUCCACCCAAUACUUGCCUCUGGGACAAGAAGCAGCACAAAAGAAAGCAAGGAUUAAGACUGACAACCUUUAAACAAAUAAAAUUCUUUCUGUUCUGUAGCAAAA
Messenger RNA from Pseudopipra pipra, 4082 nucleotides. RefSeq names its product transcription factor SPT20 homolog. Bases 2846 to 3892 code for a protein of 348 amino acids. The record is from RefSeq and is a predicted model, not a curated record. The transcript is spliced from 8 exons. NCBI's taxonomy places the organism in Eukaryota, Metazoa, Chordata, Aves, Passeriformes, Pipridae. Gene Ontology annotation, biological process: spermatogenesis.